UUAUUUCAAAGUAAGAUACUGUAUGUCUGAUACAGGGUUUCCUGUUGAUAAUUACACGUUAAUUCCAAGGAUCAACGUGCCCUGUCUCUGAGGAUUCCUUCGUUGAUUAGCUGCGGCUACAAAAAAUGUAAGACCAAAAAGUAUUGUAAUAUACAUGUAAAAUUGUCAUCAAUAUUGUAUAAUUCUUGAUAGCAUAGACAUGCACUGUACAGGCCCAGUUUUUGUGUAGGUCAGAGUGUGGUGGUUGAGUGCGAGAUGUUGGAACUAAGGCAGCAUGUUUGAAGCCACUUUUGUCCUGUGUUUCUUGUAUAAUAAGUGUUUUAAGUGUCAUUUAAGUGAAUUGAGAUAACAGUACAGUAUAGUUCAUUUAUCAAUGAGGCCCAGUGUGUUAUCUUUAGCUCCUCCACAUUAUCUACGAUGUUUACACCUUCAGCAGUCAGUGUUGGGGUCACUGAUCAGAGUUACUGGUGUAUCAUAGCAGCCCCCUUGAAUAGUGACUUAAUUACUUCAGCACUCAGAUUCAAAAAUUAGUUUCUUUACAAGUUUUUACUUAUCCAGUACUGUAAAUGCAGUAUUACAUGUGUUUCAGUAUGUUAUAGCAGGAAAAAUGUCUGUUGUAAUAGACUUCGAUUACAUAGAGAGCAUUAUUCAUUCUCAACUGAAUGGCAUGUAUUCUACAAGACUAGAUCUUCCUGAAAACAAUCACAUAAUAACCAUGGGAGAAACUUCCACACAAAAACGCUUUGUAAGAAAGGGAGGUAAACAGGCGAAUGGCUCUAGUAUGAUAAGUUCACCUCCGACUUUAGAAGAGAAGUUGGCAGAGAAGGAAGAGAGAGAAAACAUAGUACUAUGGAGACAACCCAUAAAAACUCUUCAUUACUUCUUCAGGGAAUGUGGAAUUCUGUCUGUGGAAUACAUGAUAAAACUGUGGAACAAUAAGAAGAUUGUGUUAUUAAUAGCUAUGCUUAUAGGAGGUUAUUAUGCAGCUUACAAGACACCAGGCCCUCACCAACCGCUAUUGCAGAGAAUAGCUAAAGAGUUUUGGUGGUGUUCAUGGUGGAUAUGGCUAGGGAUAUUGUCAUCAGUUGGUCUUGGGACAGGCCUCCACACAUUUCUACUUUAUCUAGGACCUCAUAUAGCUUCAGUCACAUUGGCUGCUUAUUCCUGCAAUUCUGUUGAGUUUCCAUGUCCACCGUAUCCCGAUGACAUAUUGUGCCCAGAGGAAGAAGUAACGGGGAAAGAAAUGUCUAUCCUCACUAUUAUGGCAAAAGUUCGUCUAGAAGCAUUUAUGUGGGGUGCUGGCACUGCAUUAGGUGAACUGCCUCCAUAUUUUAUGGCUCGUGGAGCACGACUCUCUGGUUAUGAUCCUGAUGAUGAGGAAAUGGCAGAAUUUGAAGAGCUGCAGCGGUUAAAAGAAAGGCCCGAAGAUAUGUCUUUCAUUGACCGUGCUAAGCUGUCAGUGGAGAAACUUGUCGAAAGAGUGGGAUUUUUUGGUAUCCUUGCGUGCGCAUCUAUUCCAAAUCCUCUGUUUGAUCUUGCGGGCAUCACUUGUGGCCACUUCCUUGUUCCUUUCUGGACGUUCUUCGGUGCAACUCUCAUUGGGAAAGCAGUUAUAAAAAUGCACAUUCAGAAAAUGUUUGUCAUCAUAGCCUUUAAUGAAUCAUUGCUUGCCAGAGCUGUGGGGGCAUUAGCAUUUGUUCCUCUUAUAGGAAACAAGCUGGAACAGCCAUUUAAAACCUUCCUUGAGAAACAGAAGAUGAAAUUCCAUAGAAAGCCUGGAACGGGUUCAGAAAAUCAGGAUGCAGGAAAUAUUGUAGCCUGGAUUUUUGAAAAACUUAUUAUGCUGAUGAUUACCUAUUUCAUCCUGAGCAUUAUAAACUCCUUUGCUCAGAGUUAUCACAAGAGAAAACAUAAAAGGGAGAAUGAGAACAAACUAGCCAAGGACUGAUGGAGUGUUCGUGAGGUGGUGCUGGAGUUGUGCACAAGAUCGAUCUGCACGAAAUGUGAUGUUUGGUGGAGAAUUUUGGUUUUGUGUAAUGAUCAAGGGUGAAAACAGGGCAAAGUUCAAAUAGUUUUAAAUAAACUUACAUUUUGUUCAAUUUGAGUAUACUGUAUAAGAUGUUGAUUAAAUGUAUUUGAGGAAUUGAAUAGUAAACGGUUAAAAUUUUAUAAAUAAUUCUAAAACUUUACAACAAAGUUUUGUGUAUCAGUUCAGUUGUAUAUCAGGAAUAUAAUUGGAGAAACACCUCACAAUAUCAUAAUUAAAGACAAACUUUGACUUUUGAUUAUGCUCAGAAUUAUCAUAAUAAAAUGGACUACCUCUUAAAAUUUCCCUUGUUUUCCACCAAACACUAGAGAUUAACACAUUGUUUUAUAUAAUAAGAGAAAUACGUGUCAGUAGUGUGUUAAAGCUGGAUAUCAUGCUGUAAAUGUCAGUGUGUCGUGCUAGACAAAACAUAAGGCGGGAUAUUCGAAAGGACGUUAUAAUGUGAGAAUGGAGCCUCUUGGUCAUAAAAUGAGAAGCCUCUUGUUUACAGUGUUGGUUCCUUUAGUUGAGUGUUGGAUAUUUUUACUAGAAUUGUUUUUGUAAUGUGAUUGAAAUAGUGUAUAUUGUAGUGUAUAUGGGUUCAGGGACAGUAAACAGUUCAUAUACAUGGUGUUAAUCUUAUACUUGGAAGAAGACCCAGUACAUGACAUUCUCUCACCUCAGUGAAAUUUGGUCUCUGGGAAGUGUGUGUGUUUCACGGUACUGCAUCUUACUUGAUCUCACAAAAUGAACAGAACUUGGAAAGUGGAAAUAAGGCGAGUCGUUCCAUCAAGUGUCAAUACAGCUGCUUGGUUUUUAGGAGGCACAUAACUAGUUCUGCUUCACCACAGAGUUAUGAAUCUCUUAGUCUUGUAAAUAGCCAUGUAAAGUUUACCAGUGAGACUUGUGAAUAUUUAUACAUUUUUUGUAUGCCAAAGAGAGCAGAAGUUUCGAAGUGUCACCCGAACAUGUCAUCACAUACAUUAUGCCAUACUUAGAAGCGGCAUUCAUGCACAGUGACAUUUGAGAUUUUGUAUCAGGUGUCAAAGUAAAGGCGUACUGGGACACGAGUUCAGCUUUGCUAAAAGCCACCGUCUUUCAUAUUUGCAGUAUGUGCUAAUUUAUAUACAAAGAUGAUAGCAAAAUUUGAAAUCGUCUCAAAAGGUUAUUUGGCUGUUGGCUAGUAACUGUUGUCCUCAUACUCUUUAUCAUCCUCUUUUUGCAGAUUAUGAAAUGUCAUUGAGAAUUUAUGCAUUUUUAGUUAUUUUAAUGACACGUUUGUGAUAUCUAAUUAUUGCCCAGUACUUUUGAUUUUUUAAACACUAUAAAGUACUCCUUAUUGAUUAGGGCCCUGAACAAUUCUAGCUAAAAUUAUUUAGUUAUAAUGAGUAUUCAUAUUAAUCGUGAUCAACAUUGGAAAUAAUGAUCAUGACUGUGGCUCCAGUGUCUGGAGGAUCCUUUGCACCCCAGUGUCUGGGGGAUCCUUAUGGUUCCUGUCUAGUGUUUGUAGGACCACUCUUCAGGGAAGAAAGAUCAAGGCUUUCUGAAAGAUAAAUGAGAGCUUAUGGGAAUAAUAAUUAUGAAUUUAAAUCACAAUUGAGACUUUUAGGCAAAAGAAAAUUAACCACUUGGGGAACUUAAAUAAAAAAUUUAAAAAGUUCCUAAAAAUAUGAACAGUGUGUGGGGUUGUUUGGAAGUCCGUUUAUGUUGUCAUGCUUUCAUCACUAUUUUGAAUAUAUUGUUGUUGAGACUAAAUAAUUACCCAAGAUAGUUAUAUUAAAACUAAAUUAAAAAUUUAUUUGAAACUUGAUACAGUGAAGUAAUGAACAUUCAUGUGUUGCAGUACAAACUCAUUUAAUGAUAUGUAAGUUGUUUUAGUUUAACUGCUCUAUUACGUUUUAAAAAAUAAAUAAAUUACUGAGAUGUAUAUAACCAGCUUUUGGGUGUUCAACAUUUUUCUUUUAUGUACUGUACUGUACUUAACUGUUCUGUAUUUCAUGAUAUUGGAAAGAAAACAAACAUGCUGGAAGAUUAUUGGUAAAGAAUAGAUGUACUGUAUAGUUCUCGAAGGUAAAAGUGAGGACUGUAUCUAAAAAGUUGUCAAUGGCAUUGAGUUAAAUGAAUUAUUUUUUUGUUUUUGCUUUACAAAAAAAAACCCUGGUUUAUUGAAAUGGUUAGUUUUGUUGUUAAUGAAUAGAAAAUAUGGCUUUUAAUUUUCGUUUAAAAUUGUUGCCAGAUGGGUCGUAUCAAGUAGAAUGUGGAAACAGACAUGGUUUACUGUAUUAUCAGAUGUUAACCUGCAGUGGGAAUUUAUUGGGUGUGCAAUUUAAAUAUUUGACUUCAAUAAUAGUGGAGAUAUUGUACUGUAGUAAGCGAUGUGCUGUGGAAUACGUAGCGUACUCAUGUAAUGACAGUAUUACUGUGUGCAGAUAAUUAACAAGUACCAUACUAUUGUAGAUUUAUAGCAAUCAAGGUAAAGUAAUUAUGAGGAGAAAGUGCUCAGCCAGUAUGACUAGUAAUAUUAAACAUUAUAGCAAUGAAGGUGUAUAAAAACUUGGUUGUGUGUACGACCACCUUGUUGGGUCUUGUACAUGGAAAAAACUGGUAUUGAAGCCAAGUUUAAUAUAAAAUAACUGAAGUAAAUUGUAGCAAAAACUAAAGUUUAUUUAAAUUUCUAGGGUACCUUAUGAAAUGUGCUAGAUGUAAAAGUUGGCAUGAUUUAAGAAAAUCGUAGGAGCAUUUGAAAUACCGGUAGUUGGUUUCUACCUGCAUUUUUGAGAUUGCCAGCCAAGUCACUGUAGGUACACAAUUCCAAAGCUGAUACAUUGUCCUUAGAGAUUUAUUUGCUAUAUAGAAGAAAAAAAUAUGAUGCAAGACAUAAGGUAUAUAAUAUUAUUAGCAGAAAUUUGAGGCAAUCAAGAAGUGAAUGCUUUACCCAAGUAUAAUUUCAGUUGUAUUUGAGAUAGCCUUUUAACAGUUGCUCAAAUCUUAUUAAUGUGCCGUUGUUGUGAUUUUGAAGAGGUGUGUUAUGAGUAUUGUGUUUAUGUAAAAUUUCAUCCUGUAUUUACAUAGAGUAAAUAUUGACUUGGAUAUAAGCAUUCUUUAACAGUAAGCCAGUUUUGGAAGCAAAAUUUUUUUUUUUAAUUAGGUGCUUUUAUGCAUGAUUAUUUAAAUCGGUGUUAUGAUAGCUUAUAAAUAAGAAACUAUUUCCAGUUUAUCAGAGAACUUCACGAUGUUUGACGUGAAGCUGCCGUGUGAUGACUUGUAGCUAUGGAACGUUUUACUGUGGAUAUUGGCCCAAGAAAAUUGAUCACUCCAUUUCCACCGUCCAGAAAAUAUCGGUAUCUACGGAAUCGAAAGCUGUACUCUUCUUCACAUGGGACUUUUGAAUGUUGGGAAAUUGUUUUCAUUAUAAUUAAAGUGAGGUACAAACUAA
Procambarus clarkii (red swamp crayfish) is the source of this 5462-nucleotide messenger RNA. Its product is annotated as vacuole membrane protein 1. The record is from RefSeq and is a predicted model, not a curated record. Lineage: Eukaryota; Metazoa; Arthropoda; Malacostraca; Decapoda; Cambaridae. Gene Ontology annotation, cellular component: endomembrane system; membrane; endoplasmic reticulum. Gene Ontology annotation, biological process: autophagy; Golgi organization.